Sesamum indicum (sesame) is the source of this 1128-nucleotide messenger RNA. The record is from RefSeq and is a predicted model, not a curated record. Lineage: Eukaryota; Viridiplantae; Streptophyta; Magnoliopsida; Lamiales; Pedaliaceae.
AUGGAGUGGAUGAAGGGGGUGACCAAUGCUCCAUGGUUUUUUUUCACAAGAUUGCGCAACGAAGGACAACAAGGAGAAUCUUGCAAAUUAAUGAUGAACACGGAGUCACCCAUAUGGGAGCAGCAGGCGGUGGUAAAUGAAUUUGUCUCCUUCUUCCAAAACCUGCUAGGAGGAGAGAGACGACGAGAUGUAGUUGAUAUCCGGUUCCUUAGACCAUGGGCAUGGCAUUUGCUGACAGACGACGAGGCCAACUCUGUCUUAUUGCCUUUCACCCCGGUUGAUGUUAAACAGGUAGUGUUUGAUAUUGCUGAGGAUAAAGCAUCGGGGCCCGAUGGGUACUCAUCAGGUUUCUUUAAAGCGGCAUGGCCGAUGUGGGACAGAGUUAUAGAGGCCAACUCUGUCUUAUUGCCUUUCACCCCGGUUGAUGUUAAACAGGUAGUGUUUGAUAUUGCUGAGGAUAAAGCAUCGGGGCCCGAUGGGUACUCAUCAGGUUUCUUUAAAGCGGCAUGGCCGAUGUGGGACAGGAGGUGGAUUGAGGAAUGUGUCACUACAACAUCUUUCUCAGUCGGGCUCAAUGGAAAGCCCCAUGGAUUCUUCACGGGAGCUAGAGGGCUACGACAGGGGGAUCCUCUUUCAUCGUACUUAUUUGUGCUCGUCAUGGAGGUGCUACACUUGGGUUUUCUCCAGUUGAUUGAUCAAAAAGAGCUGAAGCUGAACGUCCAAAAGAGUCAUCUUAUCAUCUCAGGGUCAACACAGGGACUUAGAGAAGAUAUACUGACUUUACUUGGGUUCCAGGAAGGGCAACUGUCGAUGAGUGUUUAUUGGGCCUCUGCAAUCAUUUUGUCGAAGAAAAUCAUUAAAGAAAUUGAGAAAAGACUACGAGCUUUCUUAUGGAAAGGAAUAGGGAACAGUGGAUACGCAAAGGUAGCAUGGAAUGACGUGUGUCGGCCUGUUGAGGAGGGAGGCCAAGGAAUCAGGGAUGUUGCUACAUUGAAUCAGGCAUUAAUGAGUAAGAAACUCUGUGAUGUAAUCCGAUGCGAGAGGACAUCAAUUUGGGUGGACUGGUUGUACGCUAGUCGGUUACAAAACACCUCUGUUUGGACAGUACGCGAUGAUAGGGGUUCAUAG